Molecule: messenger RNA, 1545 nt
Organism: Monascus purpureus
Lineage: Eukaryota; Fungi; Ascomycota; Eurotiomycetes; Eurotiales; Aspergillaceae
Source: the annotation of a GenBank genome assembly
AUGCCCCGUCUCCCUCUCCCCCUCGCCCUCCUCCUGCCCCUGCUCACCGUUCUCCUAGCCAGCAAAUCCAAAUCCUACAACAACCUCGGCUCAGGCGUAGGCUCCUUUUCUCACCCCGACACCUCCCAGACGGAGGAAUAUGUCCUCGCGAGUCCAAAUAUUCGUCUCUAUUCACCGCAUGGUGCAAGUUGGAGGACAUGGUUCCAUCCUCGCCGCACUGGUUCCGCGGGUCGCAAGGGUGAAUGGAAUCUUCUUUAUCAUCUCGGCGGGAACGGACCGUGGGUUGAGCUUGGAGAGGGACAGGCUGGGAUUGAGCCGCCGGAGGGGUGUAUAGUUGAUCAAGUGCAUAUGAUGUCCCGACAUGCGGAGAGAUAUCCUACCAGUUCCGUUGGAAGCCGCCAUCUCGCCCUUCUCAAUCGGAUCAAGGAGGCGAAUCUCGUCCUGAACGGCUCUCUUGCCUUCCUGAACAACUGGACUUACUUCAGCGUCGACCCGUCCAGAGAAUUCGAGCAAUUGACCACUACCGGCCCCUACGCGGGUACUCUGGGCGCAUUCACGACGGGUGUCCGCUUCCGAACUCGAUACGGACAUCUCCUCCCUCGCCAUUCCAGGACCCGGCUCUGGGCCAGUGACUCGGAGCGCGUCAUUCAUACAGCCCAGCACUUCGCCUCGGGCAUGUUCGGCCUCAACUGGGAGAAAGACCAUGCCGAGCUACAGGUCAUCCCGGAGACGUUCGAACGUGGAGCAGACACACUCACGCCCGGAGAUACCUGUCUGCGGUAUCUCGAAGAUACACAGCACGGCCAUGAUAACGGUGUCAACAUGCUCGCUCUCUUCCAGGAGGCUUACAUCCCGGCCAUCGCGGAGCGACUGGUUUCCGUCGAAGGGAAUCAGGCACUGGGGAACCUGGCCAAUCUCGAAGUAUUCGGCAUGCAGGAGAUGUGCGCCUUCGAGACGACGGUUCGGGGAUCCAGUCCGUGGUGCGAUGUGUUUACGGAAGAUGAAUGGGAGCAGUUCGAGUAUGCCCGUGAUGUGAUCCAUUACUAUCGCGCUGGACCGGGGAAUCCGUAUGCAGGCGCAAUGGGGUGGCUGUGGUUGAAUGCUACGGCUGCUCUUCUGCACUCUGGACCCGAAGCAGGGACGCUGUUUUUCAGUUUCGUCCACGACGGCGACAUCGCCCCCCUCCUCACAGCACUGAACAUCUUCAACGACUCGAAAUACGACCCCAACCUCCCCGUUACCCACGCAGCGCCGGACCGAAUCUGGCGCAUGUCCCCCAUCAUGCCCAUGGGCGGCCGGAUCACGCUGGAGAGAAUGACAUGCUCCUCCAACACGGACGAAGAUGUCAACCGGACCUUCCUUCGCAUCAAUAUCAACGACCAGAUUGUGCAGUUGCCCUACUGUCACUCUGGUCCGGGGGGAUCAUGUCCUCUGGACGCGUUCAUGGACUACGUCCGACGACGAAGGGGCGAGGUGGGAGAAUUCGCGGACGUGUGCGGUCUGGGUAGGGACGUGGGUUAUAUCAGUUUUCUGAAGCAUCAGUAG